CUUGGGUGGAAUUUAAGUGGAUAUUCCACGGUGAUUUCGGGGCAUUCACAAAGUGGGUGAGAAUGUAAAUACUCGAAAGUUCUUCAUCUUGUAAUGACGGAUACGUAACCAAACGCUGCAUUUACUUGAUAUUUAAGUACUGAAACUAAGAAACCGUGCGAAGAAGAGAGAGGUGUAUGCAAAAUAUAGCCAUGUUUUCGAAGCUUGGAAUAUUGUUGUCUCUGCUGGUAGGCUUCGUAGCUUCAGAAGAUAUCAGCUUCACCUUCAAUGGAUUUAGAUCGGCGAAUCUAAGCCUAGACGGCAUAGCCGAAAUCACUGCUAAUGGCCUUUUGAAGCUCACCAAUGACACCAAACAGCAGAAGGGUCAUGCUUUCUAUCCCAAUCCAAUAAGCUUCAAGAAUUCCUUAAAUGGUAACUCUUCUUCCUUCUCUACGACUUUUGUGUUCUCUAUCAUUUCCCAAUAUCCCACUUUGAGCGGUCAUGGGAUUUCAUUCGUGAUUGCUCCAACUAAAGGGAUCCCAGGAGCACUUCCAAGCCAGUACCUUGGCCUUUUCAAUGAGACCAACAAUGGUAAUUCCACCAAUCAUGUGGUUGCCAUAGAACUCGAUACAAUCCAGAGCAACGAGUUUGCCGACAUAAACGACAAUCAUGCUGGGAUUGAUAUAAAUGGGUUGAAGUCCGAAGAAUCUGCUCCUGCAGGAUACUUUGCUGAUAAUAAUGGUGGGUUUAAGAACAUGAGCCUUAUUAGCGGCCACCAAAUUCAAGUUUGGGUGGAUUAUGAUGGUGUGGAGAGGCAAAUCAAUGUCACUUUAGCUCCUAUCAGUGUCGAUAAACCCAAAAUCCCGCUGUUGUCUUUGUCUCGUGAUCUUUCACCUAUCAUUAACGACAAUAUGUAUGUUGGCUUCACUUCCUCGACUGGCUCUGUUCUAUCAAACCAUUAUGUUUUGGGUUGGAGUUUUAAGAUGAAUGGCCAGGCUCCAGCACUUGUCCUCUCUCAACUUCCCAAGCUGCCUCGGAUUGGAGGUAAAAAGAGAUCUAAACUUCUGACAAUUGGGUUACCUAUGAUGAUUGUUAGUUUAGUCUCGGUGGCAAUUUCAGCUGCAGUUUUUGUUGUAAAAAGGAAGAGGAAGUUUGCAGAAUUGGUAGAAGACUGGGAGCUUGACUAUGGGCCUCACAGAUUCAAAUACAAAGAUCUUUAUAUUGCCACAAAAGGAUUCAAGGAUAAAGAACUAUUGGGCGUUGGUGGAUUUGGUAGGGUUUAUAGAGGUGUAUUACCUACCUCUAAAAUUGAGAUUGCAGUGAAGAAAAUCUCCCAUGAAUCAAGACAGGGAAUGAGAGAAUUUGUUGCAGAAAUUGUAAGUAUAGGUCGACUUCGCCACAGGAAUUUAGUUUCACUCUUGGGCUAUUGCCGGCGCAAGGGAGAGCUGCUUUUGGUGUAUGACUACAUGCCCAAUAGAAGCCUAGACAAAUACCUAUUCGAUCAACCCAAGAUCACACUCAAUUGGGACCAGAGAUUUCGAGUAAUUAAAGGCGUGGCAUCGGGUCUGCUAUAUCUACACGAAGAAUGGGAGCAAGUUGUAGUGCAUAGAGAUGUCAAGGCCAGCAAUGUCUUGCUAGAUGGUGCAAUGAAUAGUAGAUUAGGAGACUUUGGUCUUGCAAGAUUGUAUGAUCACGGAACUGAUCCUCAAACUACCCAUGUGGUAGGAACUCUUGGGUAUCUUGCCCCAGAGCAUACUCGAAACGGCAAGGCCACAACAAGCACAGAUGUGUUUGCUUUUGGGGCCUUUUUGCUUGAGGUUGCUUGUGGAAGAAGACCAAUAGAGAAAGGAGCCGAGGAUGCCGUUUUGGUCGAUUGGGUUUUUUCUUUUUGGAAUCGAGGGGAAAUUCUUGAGGCAAGGGAUCCAAAUCUAGGUGCAGAUUAUGUGGUAAAGGAACUGGAGUUGGUAUUGAAACUUGGGUUGCUAUGUUCUCAUUCAGAGCCUGCAGCUAGGCCAAGCAUGCGCCAAGUUGUGCAAUACUUGGAGGGUGAUAUUCCUCUUCCUGAGUUGUCAUCGCUUGGUCUAUGUGCCAGCGGCUUGAUAUUUGCGCACAACUUAGGUUUCACUGAUCUCGCUAUGUCCUAUCCGUCUUCUAUGAGCAAGGCGUUUACGCAUCCCUCUUCUGUUGCAGACUCGCUUCUCUCGGGGGGUCGCUGAUUCAAAGUCACUCUUGUUUUGGGUAUGUGAGCAGUCGCAACUUUUUGAAAUCUGUUGUAAAUCGUUGUCGUGAAAAACGAAUACCGAGUUAAAUAUCAACACAGUUCCUGUUGUUUAUCUUUGGAC
Messenger RNA from Juglans microcarpa x Juglans regia, 2321 nucleotides. Its product is annotated as L-type lectin-domain containing receptor kinase IV.1. Gene Ontology annotation, biological process: protein phosphorylation. Lineage: Eukaryota; Viridiplantae; Streptophyta; Magnoliopsida; Fagales; Juglandaceae. Gene Ontology annotation, molecular function: ATP binding; carbohydrate binding; protein kinase activity. Gene Ontology annotation, cellular component: plasma membrane. The transcript has a single exon. Bases 177 to 2195 code for a protein of 672 amino acids. The record is from RefSeq and is a predicted model, not a curated record.